This is a messenger RNA of Rhipicephalus sanguineus (brown dog tick), 1051 nucleotides long. RefSeq lists its product as uncharacterized. Bases 18 to 815 code for a protein of 265 amino acids. The transcript is spliced from 6 exons. NCBI's taxonomy places the organism in Eukaryota, Metazoa, Arthropoda, Arachnida, Ixodida, Ixodidae. The record is from RefSeq and is a predicted model, not a curated record.
UGCUCCACAGCCAGUGUAUGGCUGCGAUUAAUGCUAAUAGGAAUCAUUACGUGAUGGACUACACGUAUUGCUUUCUAGGAAUAACCUCGAGUGAAGCAACAAGUAUGCCCACAUUUGGCCAGGGAGACAAAGGCACAGCAGGGACCCAGUUGUCAGAGACAAACUCGCCACAAGGUGAACAGACAGCGCAAGAACGGCCACGAAACUCGCCUCAUGAUUGUUGUGUAGAGAAGAACUUCCAGCGGCAUGUGCUACGACUGCUGAACACGCUUCGCUUCAUGCUGGAACAGCAAGCGGACACCCUGAACAAGUUGUGCGAUAUGCUUCCCACUUCUUCAGUCACCGAAUGCGCAGAGCUCUUAGGCCAUCCGCUAAGCAGUCUUGAAGAACUACAAGAGUUCGACGACAAGCUCGAUGCUGGAAAAUUUAAGAUCCUGGUUCAUGAGUUGGCACAGCUUGGUGGGAAAGAUGCCUACUGGGCAACAAAAAGAAUCUUGUCAUACUGCAUCACAGACGAGGUUGCGGCACAAUUUUCCUGGAUGGGUCGAAAAGGAAAACUGAGCUUCUCCGCCUUGAAGAUUGCUAAAGCCAUAACAGAUGCUGCUCGCAAAGCGCCAAACGCAACCGCUGCCGACGUUGAGGCCUCUAUCAAAUCGUGGCUCCGACAUGCCCCCGAGCGCCUUGCCACCAGGUUUCAGAAGUCAAAGCAAGGACAACUUGAGCAAGCAGCAGGUAAUGGAAUUCACAUUGUCGCAUCAUGUAAAAUCCUGAACAGUGCACAAAAAUGUAUGUUGUGCCUGUAUUCCAAUGUGUAAGUGUUCUAAGCAGUCGAUAUGGUGAAAUCUGUGUUGAGCUUGUGACCUACCUUUAUACUCUUUGUAUUAUCUUCAGCCAGGCUCCUGUACACUGCACAAACUAGCUCGGAAGAAAGGCCCCAAAGUUCCUUACUUGUUUUACCAUCUUUGUUGCUGCCCUUGUCCACAUGUUUGUCCUUGUUCUUAGUUGUGUAGAAAUGUAUAUUCCCACUUAGCAGCCGACUGAAACCAUGCUA